This is a messenger RNA of Funneliformis mosseae, 1407 nucleotides long. NCBI's taxonomy places the organism in Eukaryota, Fungi, Glomeromycota, Glomeromycetes, Glomerales, Glomeraceae. The record is from the annotation of a GenBank genome assembly.
GAGGAAACAAAUGCUUUAGAUUUAGAUACGGCCAUUGUUGCAGUUAUAGAUGUUUUAGAGGAAGCUAAGAAAGGGACAACUUCUCUAGAUUUAGAUACAGCUGUUAUAGAAGAACGAGCUGAUGAUGCUUUAGAAGAAUUAAACGAUUAUGGAAUAAUGUCGUCACUUGGUUGUGAUGGUAAAGUUAAAGUAAAAUUGUAUCCAAUGUUUCUUGUAAUAGUGGUGAUAGAGGAUUUCUCUCAUCAUACUGCUUUACGAAACCAUAUAAAAACUUACGAAAGUGCAAUUGAUAGAAUUCUAAAUAAAAUUGCUGAAGAAAGUGAAGAAGAAGUGAGAAAUGUUGAAGAAAAUGACAUUCAAGAAGAGUUAGUUGAUAUUCAGGAUGAAAGGUUGGAUGAAGUUCAAGAGCUGGGUGACAUUCAAAAAGAGUUGGAUGAUGUUCAAGAUAAAAAGUUGAUUGACAUUCAAGAAGAUGAAUUGAUUGAUUCUGAUAAUCAAGAUGAAGAGGACGAUACAGAAAAUGAUAUUGAGAUUAAUUUCAAGUUAAUUGAUAUUGAACCAAUUCUAACCUUCAAGUUUAUUGACGUUAGAAAUUCAACAAUAAACAGGCCAGAAUUUCUAAGUGAAGAAUUUGGAGACUUUAUGGAAUUGCUUAUCAAGAAGAACUUAUCAGAUGCAUGUUAUUAUCUGUUUCUUUCUGUACUACUAGGAGACCUUCUGGAAGUUGCUGCAUUAACUUUGGUUUUUAAUUCUGUUAAUUGUAGAUAUCCAUGUCAUAAAUGUUUGACAGAAAUUGAUGAAAUUAAUAAUACAAUCCUAGAAAAUAAUCAAAUUAUUCUAAGAAUAUCAGAAAAUAUGAAAACUGUUAUUAACGAAGCAACAAUUCCUGACCUAAUGCAUCAUCUUGACUUGGGUUUGUUCAAAUACCAAGUAACUUACAUAAAGGAAUUGUUAAAAGAUUUGUGCGGCCAAGUGGUAGUUGAUGAACUUGAUAAAUGUUUGUCAUCAAUUCUAAGGUUUCCUGGGCUUAAAAUAUUUAAACAUGUUGAGGAGAUAAUAAUAAAGUUCCAUAAACUGUUAAUAGAAACGAGUACUGCUAGACAAUAUGAUAAUGUAUUGGUUGAUGUUUAUUACCGCUGGAAUAAGAUGUAUUUAUAUUGUCAACAAGAUCAAUUUCUAGAAUCAGAUUUAGAAGAGUUUAAGAAUUUAACCAAAGAAAUGGUUACUAAAAAUACUGAAAUUCGUUGGUAUAGUUAUGCUAAUGUUUUAAGAGAGGAUUAUAUUAGAGCAAAAAGCAUGUAUUAUAAUGAGCUAUCAUUUAGCGAUGUAUCAAUCAAUAUGAGUGGAGAUGAAAAUGAAGAGUAUAAUACGGAUGCUGAUGCAUGUUUUGGUCCUUAUGUUGACUAA